Siniperca chuatsi (mandarin fish) is the source of this 2806-nucleotide messenger RNA. It is a transcript of the gene kif25, whose product is annotated as kinesin family member 25. Gene Ontology annotation, molecular function: ATP binding; microtubule binding; microtubule motor activity. The transcript is spliced from 15 exons. NCBI's taxonomy places the organism in Eukaryota, Metazoa, Chordata, Actinopteri, Centrarchiformes, Sinipercidae. Bases 71 to 1897 code for a protein of 608 amino acids. Gene Ontology annotation, biological process: microtubule-based movement. The record is from RefSeq and is a predicted model, not a curated record.
ACUUGACCAGCUGAGAGGGAAAGGGACGAAGCCAUUCUGUUCUCCACUAGCUUCUUCUCUUUGAGGAAAAAUGCCUCUCUUUAUAAACCGGGAUCAAAUAUUUGCGCAUCAGGUGCACCUGCUGGAGCACAAACUGAGGAGUAAAGAGGAGCGAAUACUGGAACUGGAGACAGAGAAUGCUAUUCUUCAUUUAAGACUUGCCGAGUGUCUGGGGAAACUCCGUCGGGACCAUGAAGAGGAGACCAAGGCCCUGAACCUUCGUCAGCACCAGAGGAAUGCACAGAAGAUAACCCACUCAGCCCUCGUCAAACUCCUUUCUGAGGUCCAGGCUGUGAAGCAGGACUUGAGUGAAGUUUUUGCAGUGUAUUUGAGUUUUGCCACUGAGCUGGAGGAGCAGAGCAAGCAGCUACUGGAAAAAGUGGAGCAAGCCAGCUGUUCUCUAAAUGGUCACCAUGGAGACGAGGUUCAGAACUUGCAAGCUCGUGUUGCAGCUCUGGAGCGCUCUCUGGAGGAGGAGAGGGAGCGGUGCAGGGCAGAGAGGCAGAGGAGGAAAGAACUCCAUAACACAGUGGUGGAGUUGAGAGGGAACAUCAGGGUUCACUGCAGGUUGCGACCAGUUCUACCCUUUGACCACAUCCAGUCCUCCACCUCUGGAUCACGAUCUAUGCUUUUCUCUGUCAGACCUGCGUCAUCAGAAGAAGUGGUCUCUGCAAUCAGUGACGACACGGUGAUGGUGAAUUGCAUAAAAACAGGCGUGCCAGUGCACAACAAGAUAUUUGAGUUUGAGAGAGUGCAUGGACCAGAGGAUUCCCAGGAUGCCGUGUUUGAGGAAGUCAAGCCGCUCCUCACAUCUCUGCUGGACGGCUACAAUGUGUGUAUCAUGGCGUACGGGCAGACAGGCAGUGGGAAGACUCACACCAUGAUGGGAUCCCAGCCGCUGGAGGAGCACUCAGGGACGCAGCGGGAGACGCAGCAGGGUAUUAUCCCCAAGGCUGCUGCUGAGCUCUUUCGGCUGAUCUCUGAGAAGCCUGCAGAGAGCCACACGGUGGAGGUGUCAGUGAUGGAGGUGUACAACAACGAGGUGUUUGACCUUCUGGCCAGAGAUGAGGGGGGCAACGCCGCCAGCCAGCGCCGGGACGUCAUCACCACCUCCUCUGGUACCAGUCAGGUCACCUCCCUCACAUACGAGCCUGUGUGUAACGCCUCUGAGGUGAUGCAGAUCAUCGGCAGCGUUUUGAAGCUCAGGGCUCACUGUCCCACCCUCGUCCACACUGACUCUUCACGCUCUCACCUCAUUGUCACCCUCACCAUUUCCUCCAAGAGCCCCAACGCACUGGCCCUGGCCCGCAGGCUACAGAGUGCCAAGAAAGACAUGCAGCACUCCACCCAGAAGGAGUGGUGGAGUCCACGCUGUCGCCGUGCCAACCCUGCCACCACCAACUCAUCUGAUGAGCUCUUUGCAAGUCCUGCCUCUUCUCCCUGCCCCUCCCCUUCUCAUUCCCCAUGUCCCUCCCCCAGGCCCAGCAUCUCACAGGCUCCGUUCAGGACCAAGCUGCAGCUGGUGGACCUGGCGGGGAGCGAGUGUGUCGGUAUGUCUGGAGUUUCGGGUGCAGCUCUGUGGGAGGUGUCCUGUAUAAACCGCAGUCUCUCUGCUCUGUCGGAUGUCCUGGGAGCUCUGGCCGAGCAGAGACCACACGUCCCCUACAGGAACAGCAAACUCACCCAUCUGCUACAGGAUGCCAUAGGUGGCGACGCCAAGCUGCUGGUGAUGCUGUGUGUCUCUCCCACGCAGCGCUUCAUCACCGAGUCUCUGCAGUCUCUGGGCUUAGGCACGCGGGCCCGUCAGGUCCAGAAGGAGCUACCCCGAAGGAAGAAUAACACCCUCAAAGUUAAGUGACGAGACACAAAGAGAUUUCAUUCAACAGAACUGAGGAGGUUAGAAGAUCCAUACCUGCAAACGUGUUAUUUUAGAUUGAGUAUGUGGGCCGAUUUAAAAGACUGACAAUUUAAAGUACACAGCCUUAAACAGUAUGACAAUAUCUUACUGCAGUUAAUAGACAUCUAAUUUGAUCAAUGGGUUACUAGGUGCUGCAUGCUCAUUUGUUUUAGCAACUCCUAAACCUUAAAAGAAUAACUACAGUAAUAGUGUGAUAUCCCAUUUCUUACUCUUAGUAGUUACUUUAACUAAGAAGUAGAUUGGUUUUGCCAGCAUAGUUUUAUAUAUUUUUGUUUUUAGAUCUUGGUAGCAUUAAAUGUCUUAUAGGGCUCUUUGAAGAAUAUUUGUAUUAUGAAUGAAUGUAAAACACAAUAUUAGUGUGUAAAUAACCCUGGCAAUAAGUAGUUACGAUUGACUAUGAAAUUACACAAAUGUUGGGUAAUGAAUUACAAUAAAAUUACUGUAUUUAGCAGCUUAUUUCCACUUUCAUUAACUGUAGAUCAUGCUAAUAGUCAAUAGUCCUGUAUAUGCAAAGGCUUUCUGACUGAAGUAGUCUUGCAUGUAUUCUGCUGUAAAUACAUUUCAGUACUUGCUGCUCAUGCCAUGCCUUCUCUUUUUUUUAGUGCUUUGGGUGCAGCUAUGUUUAUACAGUAUUUAUACACAUUUUGAUGUAUUCUGCAUCUGUAAUCAUCACCUUUGGUUUGGUUACGCAUUACAAAUCUUUGAAACGCCUUGAUAGAAUAGUCUCAGUAGAAAAUGGUGUAUUACUUAUAAUAGUGUAUAUAAUAAACUGAUAUGCAGAUAUGUAUGUCUUGUAUGUACUGGAAACUUACUGUCAUUAGGUAAUUAAAAACAGUGUUUGAAUACAUA